AUGCCGCUAGAACGUUGCUCUCCGAGCAGCUCGAGUGAUGUGAUGAUGUUCGACGACGAAGACAGCACAAGACCCGACCAACCGUGGUCAAGCAGGCUCCUGUGGAAGAGCUCCAGCACUAGCCUGUCCGGCUUCUCCUCCGAGAAGCGCCCCCGUCGGACGGUGUCCCUCUGUUUCUUCGCAGUCUCCCUCAUCUGCUUCUGCUGCGUGGCGCUGGCGCUGGGCCUCGGCCUGGGGCUCGGCUGGCCGCGCUACAAGACCAUCGACGCGGCGGCGGCGGCGCCCUUCAACUACAGCAGCUACUAUAGGAUCCCGGCGCAGCUCGACGUCGUGCCCAUCGACCGGCUCGUCAACGCGCGCGAGCUGGACCUCGACAUGGGGUUCAACCGCGGCAGCCCCGGAAUGCCGCGGGUGGUCCGCGAGUACGUCUUCAACGUCUCGCAGGCGCACGCCGCGCCCGACGGGUUCCAGAAGCCCAUGAUCCUGGUCAACGGGCAGUCGCCGGGCCCGCUGAUCGAGGCGAAUAUCGGGGAUACGGUUCGCGUGCACGUCUAUAAUCACAUGGGCAACUGGAGCACGGCGAUCCACUGGCAUGGUAUUGAUCAGAGGCGCUCGACGUGGAUGGACGGCGUGGCGGGCGUCACGCAGUGCGGGAUACCGCCGGGCCGGAAUUUCACGUAUGAUUUUGUUGUCGAUGGGCAGCGGGGGACGUAUUGGUGGCAUGCGCAUCUGUCGGUGCAGUAUAGCGAUGGCAUGUACGGGCCGAUUGUGAUUCACGAUCCGAAGGAGAUGGUGCCCGAGACGGACGACGAGAAGGUAAUAUUCGUCAGCGACGUCUAUCACACCUACGGUUCCGUCCUCCUAGCCAGCUACCUCAACCCAACCUCCAAAUGGGUGCCCUUCGAGUCGGGCGUCGAGCCGCUCCCCGACAACAUCCUGCUCAACGGGCAAUCGACCUACGACUGCGCCAUAAACUCGACAACCUACCCACCACCGGCAGACCAGCCCCUCCCCAGCAACUGCACGGGUGGGCGCCCCUACACGACACGCGUGCGCUCCGGCCAGCGCGUGCGCCUGCGUCUCAUCAACGCGUCCUCGUUUCUGAGCUACUGGUUCAGCGUCGACAACCACACACUGGAGAUCGUCGAGCUCGACGGCGUCGAGAUCGAGCCCAUAGACGCGCGAGGCGUAUACCUCAACCUAGGCCAGCGUGCCUCUGUGAUCCUGACAGCCGACCAGCCGCCAGGCAACUACCACAUACGCGCCACCCUCCCACAAUCCUGCUUCCUGCCAUACGCGCCGUACAGCAGCGCCGGGCUGGCAUCGGCGCAGUACGCCGCGCAGGGCAUCCUGUCGUACGACGACAUCAACAACACAAACCCCAUAAUCGGCGUGGCGGGCAACGUGUCGAAUCCGUACGGCGUCGAUAAUAACGCGGUGCGGGGCGAUGUCUGGGAGGGCUGCGACGACAUGCCGUUCGAGAUGUCGCGGCCGAUGCGCGCGAUCCCGGCGUUUGAGGUGGGCGAUGGGAAUAUGCACUAUAUCGAGUAUGCGUUUCGGCAGGCGCAGGAUACGGCCUACGCACCCCUCCCCAACAACGCGACGCUAUGGAAGGCCGUAGACCAGCACUUCGUGGCCAGCGAGGCCAACUCGUACAACAGCUGGGACUUUGGGCUCAACCAGCAGGUCCUGCUCGUGCCGGACGCGGACAAGGGCGCGCAGAUCGUGAUCAACUCGCGGGAUGCGAUGGAGCACCCUUGGCACUUGCACUCACUCGUCAUCCUCUCACCCCACCUCACCUCACCCAAGAGGAGAGAGGCAUACAGCCACACCUUCCAGAUCGUCGGCUGGGGCAAGGGCUACUACGGCGCAACCAGCAACUCCACGACGUGGAACCUCGCCAACCCGAUGCGCCGCGACACGGUCACGGUGCCGGCCUUCAACCAUGUGGUCAUCCGCUUCGAGGCCGACAACCCGGGCCUGUGGGCGCUGCACUGCCACGUCGCGUGGCACAUGGAAGGCGGCAUGUUCGUAUCCAUAGCCGAGCGGCCCGGUGAUUUGGUCGAGCUGGUCACGAACAUGGAUCCGGCCACGCGGGUGCUGAGCCAGAGUUUCUGCGGCAUGGGCGAUGGCCGGGACAUUGGUACUGAAUCUGGUUAUGAUGGGCCGGCGUGA
Messenger RNA from Anthostomella pinea, 2175 nucleotides. The record is from the annotation of a GenBank genome assembly. Lineage: Eukaryota; Fungi; Ascomycota; Sordariomycetes; Xylariales; Xylariaceae.